Molecule: messenger RNA, 2976 nt
Organism: Zingiber officinale
Lineage: Eukaryota; Viridiplantae; Streptophyta; Magnoliopsida; Zingiberales; Zingiberaceae
Product: protein FAR1-RELATED SEQUENCE 5-like
Exons: 3
Coding region: 440-1612 (390 amino acids)
Source: RefSeq, a predicted model, not a curated record
AUCUAGCGCAGAAACACAGAAACGCACAACGCGUUUUCUCGCAGACGCGAAGCCCUAACCUUUCUGCUCGCGCUCCCAAACCUCCUCCGGCGAACCGUCGCCAUCCUCUCGCCCUCAGGAACGCUCCUCCUGUGAUCUCCCAGCGCAAAACCCAGCCGGCGACACCUCCGUCGGCGACCACCUCCUGUGAUCUCCCAGCGCAAAACCCAGCCGGCGACACCUCCGUCCGCGACGACCUCCUGUGAUCUCCCAGCGCAAAACCCAGCCGGCGACACCUCCGUCCGCGACGACCUCCUGCUCGCACCACGCAGGAAACGCACCACUGCCUCCUCCGAGCCAGUUCUCCUACUCCUCCGCAGAAAACGUAUCAGCCGACGAAAUCCACAUAGUUUCAACCUCUGUCGCCGUUAGGGCUAAAUUGCGGAUCAAAGUAAUUAUCAUGGAUGGUGAAUCUACUAGUUGUCGUCGUUUGAAUUUUGAAGGAAAUGAAGAUAGUUGGGAAGGUGACUUUGAUAUUAUUAAUGAAGGGUUGAACAUUGAAACAGAUUUGGAUAUACCACAACUGGGGCUAGAAUUUGAAACAGAAGAAGAUGCAUAUCAAUUUUAUUUGACAUAUGCUAAAAAGGUUGGAUUUGGCAUAAGGAGAGGUAAAACCCAUAUGGAUAAAUCGGGCAAAUUACUUGAUAGGGUUUUUUUUUGUUGUGCCCAAGGUAAAAGAGGAAAAGACAAACGAGAUCUUUAUAUCAAAGUAAGUCGUGAUGAAACAAGGUUUGGUUGUGAGGCUAAAAUGAAGAUUAGCAUUCGGAAAAAAACCAAAUUUACUGUGGUGCAAUUUGUUAAAGAGCAUAAUCAUUAUCUCUCAAGUCCAAAUAAAACACACCUCUAUAGAAGUCAUAGAAAUAUAUCUUCUUCUGCAGUGAUACAGAUUGAUAUGGCAAGUGAUGUGGGAAUCCCCCCAAAAGCAUCUCAUGAUCUUAUGGUGAGACAAGUAGGUAGGAGGGAGAAUCUAGGAUUUAUUCCAGAGGAUUACAAAAACUACUUGCGAUCCAAAAGAACAAUAAACAUGAGAGUUGGGGAUACAGGGGGUGUAUUGGAGUAUUUGCAGAAAAUGCAGUUUGAUGAUCCGAAUUUUUUUUAUGCUAUUCAAGUUGAUGAAGAUGAUUUGAUUACUAAUAUUUUUUGGUCUGAUGCUAAGAUGAGAGCUGAUUAUGUUAAUUUUGGAGAUGUUGUUUGCUUUGACACCACCUACAGAAAGAACAAUGAAGGUCGACCAAUUGCGUUGUUUGUAGGUGUUAAUCAUCAUAAACAAUCCAUACUUUUUGGUGCAACUUUAUUAUAUGAUGAAACCAGUUUAACUUUUGAGUGGUUGUUUGAUACAUUAACUAGAGCUAUGGGUGAGAAAAAACCAACUACUAUUCUUACAGAUCAAGAUGCAGCAAUGGCAAAAGCAUUAGCUUCUAGAUGGCCUGAAACACAUCAUCGUUUGUGCAUUUGGCACAUUUAUCAAAAUGCCGCCAUACAUUUGAGUCAAGUUUUUUCUCAGUUUAGAGACUUUGCUAAAGAUUUUGCCUCAUGUAUAUAUGAUUUUGAUGAAGAUGAAGAUUUUAUGUGAGCAUGGAACAUAAUGUUAGCAAAGUAUGCACUUGAAGAUAAUGAUUGGUUGAUGCGCAUGUACAAUAUCAAGGAAAAAUGGGCUUUGGUAUAUGGACGACAAAUGUUUUGUGCGGAUAUGACUACAACCCAAAGAAGUGAGAGCAUGAAUAGUAUUGUGAAAAAGUAUGUCACUUAUAAACACAAGUUUCUAGACUUCUUCAAUCACUUCCAAAGACUCCUUGAUGAUCGUCGAUAUGAAGAAUUAAAAGCUGAUUUCAGAUCAAAUACAACUGUUCCACAUUUAAUGUUUCCAAUUGAGAUUUUAAAGCAUGCUAGUGAAAUUUAUACUCCUGAGGCAUACAAGUGUUUUCAACAAGAGUGGUGUCUAUCUCAUAAUUCCAGUCUAGAGAUUGUUGAGGAUGUUGAUACAUUUACAAAAUAUAAAGUGACUCCUCACAAAAAGAGAAAUCAUCAUAUAGUUACACUUGAUAAGAACUGUGAAAAAAUUGAGUGCAGCUGUAGAAAAUUUGAAUUUGCUGGAAUUUUAUGUUCUCAUAUUCUGAAAAUAUUUACAUGGAAAAAUAUCAUGAAGAUCCCUAAUGAGUAUGUAUUGAAAAGGUGGACAAGAAAAGCAAAAAUUGGAUAUUUUGAAGUUAAUGAUUCAAUGGCCAAUAAUGCUAGUUUGGAUCCAAAAUUAAUUCAAAACAUGCGAUACAAAGAGUUGUGUGGGUUGAAUGUUCAAUUGGUUACCAAGGCAGCGGAAAGGGAGGACACUUACAAGUUUGUUAAAGAUGCUAUGUUGAGUUUGUGUAAGAUGGUGGAUGAUAAGUUACAAGAAAUGAAUCAAAUGUUCAACAAUCAAAUGUGAGCCAAGCUUCAUGGGAAUUUGAUUAUGGUGAAGGGAACUCUACUGGAGUGAAAGGGAUUAAAAUGAAGAAAAAAACGAUGUCAAGUAAGAGGUUGAAAGGUGGGUUAGAGAAGAUUUCAAGGAAAAGAAAAGCAGCGAGGAAAACAAACCAAGCUUCAACAAUUGUAAUGGUUUCUAUUCCAUAACUUCACAAAUUUUGUUUAUUUGGUAUUUUAUGUUGGUAAAUUUGAAUAACUUAAAACAUUGUUUUUUUUAUAACACAGGGUGCAGAUCAAACUAUUUCCAGCGUGGCCAGCGUACAAUAUGACCAGAUCAAUCAUCAAGUUAGUGUUUAUUUUACUUUUGUUAAUCUAAGAUAAUAUAUGUUAUAACUAUCUAAAAUUGUAUUUUAUUUUUUUGGUUUAGCCUGUAAAUUCUGUGCCAACAAUUGGUAGCUCUAUUGGUAGUUUCAAUAUGACUGAGCCACCAUUAUUGUCAUCACAAGUUUCUCAAGUAUAUAUACAUUUUAUUAACAA